Molecule: messenger RNA, 335 nt
Organism: Drosophila busckii
Lineage: Eukaryota; Metazoa; Arthropoda; Insecta; Diptera; Drosophilidae
Gene: Acbp4
Product: acyl-CoA-binding protein
Exons: 1
Coding region: 39-293 (84 amino acids)
Biological process (GO): fatty acid metabolic process
Molecular function (GO): long-chain fatty acyl-CoA binding
Source: RefSeq, a predicted model, not a curated record
AGUCAUUAGCAUACACUUUCGUACUCAAGCCAAGCAACAUGGUCAACUUUGAGCAAGCCAGCGAACUCGCCAAGAACUUCUCCAAGAAGCCCACCGACUCCGAAUUCUUGGAGUUCUACGGUCUCUACAAGCAGGCUACUGCCGGCGAUGUCAACAUUGAGAAGCCCGGCGUUCUGGAUCUGAAGAAGAAGGCCAUGUACGAGGCAUGGACCAAGCACCAGGGUAUGUCCAAGGAGGCUGCCAAGGAGGCCUACAUCAAGGUCUACGAGAAGUAUGCUCCCAAAUACGCCUAAUAAGGAACAGCAACAGUAUAAAUAAAAAAAUAUAAAGCUCAA